Eruca vesicaria subsp. sativa (arugula) is the source of this 192-nucleotide messenger RNA. The record is from the annotation of a GenBank genome assembly. Lineage: Eukaryota; Viridiplantae; Streptophyta; Magnoliopsida; Brassicales; Brassicaceae.
AUGGAGACAAAGCAACUUUUGUGCUUCUUGGAGACUCCGGUGCGGAGCCUAUUGGGUGACAAAUUUCUGAGCUUAUCUAUGCGGAGUAAGUCAUCCAACCAAGCGGUGAGUUGUGAUGAAGAAAACAAGGCAACUGCCCCUAUGAUAGCACUUGAAGGGUCCCUCACUGAACAUUGGCACCUGAUGGGCCAC